AUGAUUGACAACAUUCUCUACCUCUACGGCGGUGACCACCCGUGGGACUCGUCCCUCUGGGUCACAUCCGACGACCGCGUGCGAGGCGGCGCGAGCCGGUCCCACCUGUCGGUCUCGAACCCCGAGCGCGCCCGCUUCCACGGCCACCUCGACAUCACGGCCCUCGGCGGCGCCGGCUUCGCCUCCCAGCACAGCCUCGGCACGCUCUCGUGGGACCUGCGCGAUUACGAGGGCAUCAUCGUCGCCGUCGCGGGGCCCGGCAAGGCCGACGGCAAGCGAUACGCGCUGACGCUCAAGGACGAGCUGCCGCCGCCGAGGGAUGACGGCCGCGAGCAGGCGGCCAUCAGCUGGGAGGCCGAGUUCGUCGCCGACAAGCCCGGCGACGUGAAGCUGCGCUGGGAAGACUUUCGGGCCACCUACAGGGGCCGGCCCAAGGGCGAUGCCCGGCCUCUGAACCUCGGCGACAUCAAGCGAGUGGGGCUCAUGAUGCGAAGCUUUUUCGGCCAGCAGGAAGGAGACUUUUCGCUCGAGCUGCACGCCAUCGCCGCCUUUAAGCGCGUCCCGUCCUCGACGGCGACGACGGUCGUCGCCGAGCCGGACGAGGGCGAGAUGGAGGAACGCAAGGACCUCAGGAGGAACGAAUCCGACUUGGAGGAAUUCCCCUCGCGGCCGGCGGUGCAGCACUCCUGGUGGCGGAAGCUGCUGUGCGGCAUGGCCUGA
Molecule: messenger RNA, 720 nt
Organism: Drechmeria coniospora
Lineage: Eukaryota; Fungi; Ascomycota; Sordariomycetes; Hypocreales; Ophiocordycipitaceae
Product: Complex I intermediate-associated protein 30
Exons: 3
Coding region: 1-720 (239 amino acids)
Biological process (GO): NADH dehydrogenase complex assembly
Source: RefSeq, a predicted model, not a curated record